GCUAUAUGUGUAUUUUGAGGAAACCUCUGUUCAGUCAAGUCACUGACACACGUUUCUAUUAAUUAAAGCUGUCAUGUGCCGUCCAAUAAGAAGGCACAUAGAAAUGAUGUAACUAACUGGUUGUAAGUAACGACAGGCUGGGUGGUGGGUCAUACUGUUUCUUUAGCAAUUUUUCCUCAUUAAGGCAACCACAAAGAGGAAACAUCACCAUCAUAUACACAUCUGUAGCAGAGGAAAUGUCUCACACAGCUGAGAGAGAAUGGACACGAAAUUAUUCCUCAUUUUUGUGCUUCAGUUUCAAGCAGGCAUCAGUGGAACAACCACCUAUCGCUACUACAGAGCUGGAGAUGAUGCCACUCUGCCCUGUGCCACUGCAUCACCCUCUGACACAACAUGCUCCACCUUUAUAUGGCUUUACAACUGCAAUCAAUAUCAGACUUUCAUUGAGGUUCAGAAUGGAAAUGUUGUGAAGAGCUCAGCCCGAGCUGCCAGGCUGAGUGUGGACACUGGCUGCUCUUUGGUCAUUAACAACGUAACUGCUGAGGAUGUUGGUCACUACACCUGUCGGCAGGGGAGGAGCACUGAUCAUGAUGCAGUCGUGUAUUUAAAUGUUCUGACAAUCUCUCCAUCUCCACCAGACGCUGAUCCAAAGAGGGACGGUGAAGUCACAUUAGAGUGCUCUCUGUUGAGAUACAGAAGCCUCGGUCCUUGUCCACAGAACAGCGUCCGCUGGGUGAAUGAGACAGGAGCUGUGCUGCUUGGUGAAGGUGUCGGGUACAAGUUCCUCAGACAGACAGAAUGUGUCUCUGCUCUGACUGUGAAGCGUCAGAGUGGCAACAACAGGAAAUACACCUGCCAGUUUGUUGAUAACAACAAAGUAGAGAUAGAGGCUGACUACACACCUGACUUCACAGAAUCCACAGGCUGGUCUCCUCUGAGCUACGUCAUGUUGGCUCUGCGUAUUGCAGGACUGAUCCUGAUGAUCGUAAUCACCAUUCAUGUCAUCAGAAUCAAAUGGAACACAAAACCACUUGAUGAUGACGACAGUGAAAACAAUGAUGGUGACGUCCAGCAUGAAAAUGAUGGAGCACGUCCUGCUGCUGCGAGACUGCACUGAUCAACAACUUCCACACCAACUUCAGAUCAUCACAAAGUCACAUAGCAUCAGUCAUUUUACACUUCAUGAUCAAAGCUUUGACUUAAAAUGAAUGUUCUAUAUUUAGGAUAAAUUGCUCGCUCUCUUUACACCUUAAGUGAUGUAAGGAAUAUCUGUCAAACUGUUUUCUGUGCCAACAACAAGCAGAUGUUGUAUCUUCAGAUUGUACUGUAAAAAAGUCACUCAUAUUGACAGCUGUAUGUCACCUUUUAUUACAGUUUAAACACACAUUGCUCAGCUAAACACUGUAAUACUGAAACACAAAGAGGUAACUUUGUAGUAACAUCACUGUAACUUUGAAGGAUACCCACUUUAUUUGUCUCAGACUGCUAUAGAGCAUCAUAUUAGCCUCAGUUUAACUUCAUCAUGUAGAUUUUACCAGGAAAAGGACUGUAUUUUGUGGACAAUGACCAAAACCUGUUUCUAUGUACAUAUGGGCAUGUAAAUAUUGUAUUAAAUUACACUUGAACAAU
This is a messenger RNA of Epinephelus fuscoguttatus (brown-marbled grouper), 1629 nucleotides long. RefSeq lists its product as uncharacterized. The coding region runs from base 260 to 1117 and encodes 285 amino acids. NCBI's taxonomy places the organism in Eukaryota, Metazoa, Chordata, Actinopteri, Perciformes, Serranidae. The transcript is spliced from 7 exons. Gene Ontology annotation, cellular component: membrane raft; external side of plasma membrane. Gene Ontology annotation, biological process: positive regulation of ERK1 and ERK2 cascade; T cell activation; interleukin-15-mediated signaling pathway. The record is from RefSeq and is a predicted model, not a curated record. Gene Ontology annotation, molecular function: MHC class II protein binding; protein tyrosine kinase binding.